GCAGAGCAAACAACUCCCACAAAAACCUACCUAUUCCUAGGAAUAGGAUUAUUCUGUGUCUGUAGGAAGGAAAGUGAGUGGGUCCCUUUUCUAUUUUUAAUCAAAACAACUCCCAUCGCCAUCAUAUACUCUCUGACGUAUCAGUCUCAAACACCUCGUUCCCUCUCGACGCUUGAAAUCUGCAUUUGUCAAUCCCACCGGGUUUGUGAAUCUUGGGUCUUUGGGUUCAGAUUUUUUUUUUUCCUGGUGGGGCUUUUGAGUGGUAAUGGGGAGUGUCAGUGAAGAGAAGCUGAGGUUUUGUAUUGACAGAGGGGGCACUUUCACCGAUGUUUAUGCGGAGAUUCCUGGUCACCCCGAUGGUCGGGUUCUCAAACUUUUAUCCGUUGACCCAUCGAAUUAUGACGAUGCUCCAAUUGAAGGAAUCAGGAGAAUUCUUGAAGAAUAUACAGGAGAGAAAAUCCCCCGAACUGCCAAAAUUCCAACUGAUAAAAUUGAGUGGAUAAGGAUGGGAACAACUGUGGCAACCAAUGCCCUUUUGGAAAGAAAAGGGGAGAGGAUUGCUUUGUGUGUUACUCGAGGUUUCAAGGAUUUGUUACAGAUUGGUGACCAGUCUCGUCCCAAUAUCUUUGACCUUACUGCAACUAAAUCAUCCAAUCUUUACGAGGAAGUUGUUGAAGUUGAUGAGAGGAUUGAGCUAGUUCUUGAACAGGACAAAGGGAAUAAGGACAAUUCAAAGUCGUUUCUUAAAGGGGUUUCUGGUGAGCUUGUCAGGGUUGUCAAGUGUCUAGAUGAAGAAGCUUUGAAGCCUUUAUUGAAGGGAUUGUUGGAGAAAGGCAUUAGUUGUUUGGCUGUUGUGCUUAUGCAUUCCUACACAUACCCAUAUCAUGAAAUGGCCGUGGAGAAGUUGGCUAUGAACUUGGGUUUUAGACAUGUUUCUUUGUCUUCGGCUUUGACUCCCAUGGUUCGUGCUGUUCCUCGGGGUUUAACAGCCAGUGUGGAUGCUUAUCUGACCCCGGUUGUGAAAGAGUAUUUAGCAGGGUUUAUAUCUAGAUUUGAUGAAGGCCUUGGGAAAGUGAAUGUUUUAUUUAUGCAGUCAGAUGGAGGGCUUGCACCAGAAAGUAGAUUUUCAGGGCACAAGGCUGUUUUGUCUGGCCCUGCUGGGGGGGUUGUUGGCUACUCACAGACUCUUUUUGGUCUUGAAACAGAGAAGCCUUUGAUUGGAUUUGACAUGGGUGGUACAUCAACAGAUGUGAGCCGUUAUGCUGGAAGUUAUGAACAAGUCCUAGAAACUAAAAUUGCUGGUGCAAUAAUACAAGCACCUCAGCUUGACAUAAACACUGUUGCUGCUGGUGGAGGAUCAAAGUUAAAGUUCCAAUUUGGGGCUUUCCGGGUUGGACCAGAGUCAGUAGGAGCUCAUCCUGGUCCUGUGUGCUACCGCAAAGGUGGAGAAUUGGCAGUCACCGAUGCAAACCUGGUUCUUGGGUAUGUUAUUCCUGAUUAUUUCCCAGCCAUCUUCGGCCCAAAUGAAGAUCAGCCUUUAGAUGUCCAAGCAACCAAGGAAGAAUUCAAGAAGCUUGCAGAGAAAAUAAAUUCUUACAGGAAGAGCCAAGAUUCAUCUGCAAAGGACAUGACAGUGGAGGAAAUUGCACUUGGGUUUGUGAAUGUUGCCAAUGAGACAAUGUGCCGCCCCAUACGGCAGUUAACUGAGAUGAAGGGCCAUGAAACGAGGAACCAUGCACUUGCUUGCUUUGGGGGUGCUGGGCCACAGCAUGCCUGUGCCAUAUCUAGGUCACUGGGUAUGACAGCAGUACUUAUUCACCGGUUUUGUGGAAUCUUAAGUGCAUAUGGAAUGGGAUUGGCAGAUGUUGUUGAAGAGGCACAAGAGCCCUAUGCUGCUGUUUAUGGUCCUGAAUCUGUUCUGGAGGCCUCUCGUCGAGAAGCUAUAUUGUUGAAGCAUGUAAAGCAGAAGCUGCUAGAGCAAGGGUUCAGAGGGGAAAAUAUAAAGACUGAGACAUACCUAAAUUUGAGGUAUGAAGGUACAGAUACAGCAAUCAUGGUAAAGGGACAUAUUGCUGAAGAUGGAUCUGGAUGUGACUAUGCUGAUGAAUUUGUGAAGCUUUUUCAGCAGGAGUAUGGAUUUAAGCUACAUAAUAGAAAUAUCCUUGUAUGUGAUGUCAGAGUUCGUGGGAUAGGAGUUGCUAAUAUAUUGAAACCACGGGCCCUAGAACGUGCUUCUGGUUCCCCUAAAAUUGAAGGCCGCUACAAGGUCUUUUUUGGGAAUGGGUGGCAUGAUACACCACUGUUCAAGCUUGAUAAUCUGGGAUAUGGUCAUGUCAUACCUGGCCCUGCAAUCAUUAUGAAUGGGAGUAGUACAGUGAUCGUAGAACCAAAAUGUAAUGCUAUUAUAACCAAAUAUGGAAACAUUAAAAUUGAAAUUGAGUCUAUUCUAAACACUGUGAAAGUUGCUGAGAAGGUUGCAGAUGUUGUGCAACUUUCAAUCUUCAAUCACAGAUUUAUGGGAAUUGCUGAACAGAUGGGACGAACCCUGCAGCGGACUUCUAUCUCAACAAAUAUCAAGGAAAGGCUAGACUUCUCUUGUGCUCUAUUUGGUCCAGAUGGGGGACUAGUUGCUAAUGCUCCACAUGUUCCUGUGCAUCUGGGCGCUAUGUCCAGUACAGUUCGUUGGCAGCUUGAAUACUGGGGUGGCAAUUUGAACGAAGGAGAUGUUCUUGUCACCAAUCAUCCUUGCGCUGGAGGUAGCCACCUUCCUGAUAUAACUGUGAUAACACCUGUUUUUGAUAAUGGGAAACUAGUGUUUUUUGUGGCAAGUAGAGGACAUCAUGCAGAGAUCGGGGGUGUUACACCUGGAAGCAUGCCUCCUUUUUCCAAGUGUAUAUGGGAAGAAGGGGCUGCAAUAAAAGCAUUUAAACUUGUGGAAAAGGGGAUUUUCCAAGAAGAAGGAAUAGUCAAGCUUCUUGAGUUUCCAGGUGCUGAUGAAUCUACUCAAAAAAUCCCAGGAACACGGCAACUUCAAGAUAACCUAUCAGAUCUUAGAGCACAAGUAGCUGCUAAUCAGAGGGGAAUCACUCUAAUCAAAGAACUUAUUGAGCAGUAUGGUUUAGAAACUGUUCAGGCUUACAUGACGUAUGUGCAGCUUAAUGCAGAAGAAGCAGUGAGAGAAAUGCUCAAGUCAGUUGCUGCAAGAAUUUCAUCAGAGUCAACUACAUUGGGCGAGAGAAACUUCCUUAUGAUAGAAGAAGAGGAUUGCAUGGAUGACGGGUCUGUCAUCCAUUUAAAACUCACAAUUGAUUCUAACAAAGGGGAAGCACGUUUUGAUUUUAGUGGAACUAGCCCUGAGGUUUAUGGUAACUGGAAUGCUCCAGAGGCAGUCACUGCUGCAGCAGUCAUAUACUGCCUCCGUUGUCUGGUGGAUGUUGACAUUCCUCUUAAUCAAGGUUGUCUGGCUCCAGUUAAAAUCCAUGUACCAGAAGGCUCAUUCCUCUCUCCAAGUGAUAAAGCUGCUGUAGUGGGAGGCAACGUUCUCACUUCUCAGAGAAUAACUGAUGUAGUGUUGACUGCAUUUCAGGCCUGUGCUUGUUCUCAGGGAUGUAUGAAUAAUCUGACCUUUGGGGACAAUACUUUUGGUUAUUACGAAACAAUCGGGGGAGGGAGUGGGGCUGGUCCGAGCUGGGAUGGGACAAGUGGCGUCCAGUGCCACAUGACCAACACUCGAAUGACAGAUCCAGAAAUUUUCGAGCAGAGAUAUCCAGUAUUAUUGCACAGGUUUGGACUAAGAGAGAAUAGUGGAGGAGCAGGAAUUCACAAAGGGGGUGAUGGACUUGUGAGGGAAAUAGAGUUUAGGCGCGCAGUAGUGGUUAGCAUUCUAUCAGAGAGGCGUGUACAUGCGCCUAGAGGGUUGAAAGGGGGUGCAAAUGGGGCCCGAGGGGCCAACUACCUUAUAACCAAAGAUGAACGAAGAAUCUACCUUGGGGGUAAGAACACAGUGGAGGUGCAGGCCGGUGAGAUACUUGAGAUUUUAACACCUGGUGGUGGUGGAUGGGGCUCUUCUCUUUGAUUAUUUUGUGUCCAGAAAGUUGAAUUUGCUGUUGUAAUGUCGAAUGUUGACAACCAGAAGAAUAAAUUAUAAAAUAACAGAGUUGGUGAUUAAAGAAA
This is a messenger RNA of Theobroma cacao (cacao), 4173 nucleotides long. It is a transcript of the gene OXP1, whose product is annotated as oxoprolinase 1. Gene Ontology annotation, biological process: glutathione metabolic process. Lineage: Eukaryota; Viridiplantae; Streptophyta; Magnoliopsida; Malvales; Malvaceae. The record is from RefSeq and is a predicted model, not a curated record. Gene Ontology annotation, cellular component: cytosol. Gene Ontology annotation, molecular function: 5-oxoprolinase (ATP-hydrolyzing) activity.